Dromaius novaehollandiae (emu) is the source of this 1253-nucleotide messenger RNA. RefSeq names its product ephrin-A3. Bases 55 to 735 code for a protein of 226 amino acids. Gene Ontology annotation, molecular function: ephrin receptor binding. Gene Ontology annotation, biological process: ephrin receptor signaling pathway; axon guidance. The transcript has 5 exons. Gene Ontology annotation, cellular component: plasma membrane. Lineage: Eukaryota; Metazoa; Chordata; Aves; Casuariiformes; Dromaiidae. The record is from RefSeq and is a predicted model, not a curated record.
UGGCGGCUCCGGCGCGGCUCUCCAUUCCCCGGGAUCGCGGCGGGCGGCGGCAGGAUGGCUGCUCGUCUCGCUGCGCUCCUGCCCCUGCUGCCGCUGCUGCUGCUGCUGCCGCUGGGCCGGGGGCCGCCGGGGGCCCUGGGCAACCGGCACGCCGUGCACUGGAACAGCUCCAACCUGCACCUGCGGCGGGAAGGCUACACCGUGCAGGUCAAUGUCAAUGACUACCUGGACAUCUACUGCCCGCACUACAACGCCUCGGUGCCCGAGCACAGGAUGGAGCAGUACGUGCUCUACAUGGUGAACCUGGAGGGCUACCGCACCUGCAACACCAGCCAGGGCUUCAAGCGCUGGGAGUGCAACCGCCCCCACGCGCCCCACAGCCCCAUCAAGUUCUCGGAGAAGUUCCAACGCUACAGCGCCUUCUCGCUGGGCUACGAGUUCCACGCCGGGCAGGAGUACUACUACAUCUCCACGCCAACACACAACCACCGCCGGGCCUGCUUGAAGAUGAAGGUGUUCGUGUGCUGCGCCUCCACGUCGCAUUCGGGGGAGAAGCUGGCGCCCACCCUGCCGCAGCUCACCCUGCGGCCCGAGGUGAAGAUCGAGGACUUGGAAAACUUCAACCCGGAGAUCCCCAAGCUGGAGAAGAGCAUCAGCGGCACCAGCCCCAAGCGAGAACACUUGCCGCUGGCCGUGGCCGCCGCGCUUUUCCUCAUGACGCUGCUGGCCUCCUAGCUCGGAGGCGCCGGCGGAUCCGCCGCGGGACCCCCCGGCCCUGCCGCCGGAGACGCUGCCCGCGGGCCGCCCGCCGCCCCCGGGAGCCGGCCCCGGCCCGCAGACGCCUCCGGCCCGAGCCCUGCGCACCGUCCCGGCUGCCGGCGUGCGGCGCGGAGCCCCGAGCCCGGCCGGCCCCCGCGGACGGAGCGGCCCGGAGCAGUGCCAGGCAGUGCCCCCGGGGCCGGGCGGCCUGUACAUACCUAUAUAGAGAUCUAUACAUACUGUACAGAGAGCGACUAUACAGAUAUAUCUAUACUGUACCAUAGGCAGCGGCGCUGGCCCCGGGCUGGCUUGUACAUAGUUGAACGUGUUGGAUUCUCCUCGUCUUCCGUGAAGACCCGACCUAUGCAAACGCACAGACACUUUUUGGGGAAAAAAAAACAAUCUCGAUCUUUUUUUCAAGUGCUUUGGCUGGUGAUUUUCAUAUUCUGCUCUUAGUCUAUAAAAAAAAAUAAAUAAAAGGAUUCAAAAAAAGA